Nothobranchius furzeri (turquoise killifish) is the source of this 1756-nucleotide messenger RNA. It is a transcript of the gene nmi, whose product is annotated as N-myc (and STAT) interactor. NCBI's taxonomy places the organism in Eukaryota, Metazoa, Chordata, Actinopteri, Cyprinodontiformes, Nothobranchiidae. Gene Ontology annotation, cellular component: cytoplasm. The record is from RefSeq and is a predicted model, not a curated record.
AUCCGCGCUGUAUACUUCCGCCCCACGUCGGUCUUAACUUUCACUUUUGGUUUUGACAUUUUACUGUAAACAAGAGUUCUUUUGGACUUUUCAAAUCUUUGUUUCUUGUCAGAUCGGAAGGAAUUAAACGAAAACAAUAAACACCGAGAUGAGUACUGCUGUACAGGAGGACAACUACGAGGAGGCCCUUAAAGAGCUGAAGGCGCUCCGGGCUAAAGUAGAGAAAGCUGAAGAUACAAAAUCCAGGCUUCUGCUGGAAAAACUGGAAGAAGAUGAAGCCAAGGGAAAGGCCCAACGGGAGAUGAUGGAACAGUUGAAUAAGCAGAAACUUUGUGAGAAAGAAUUUAAGCAGCAGAAGGACAAGCUGCAGGAUGAAAUCGAUCAGCUUUCCAGAAAAAAGCAGGAUUUACAGGAAAAACUCAGGAAAUGUCGGAAACAAUUGGAGACAAAGAGAGCUGAAUCUACCAAACUGAAAGAGAGAUUCAAGAUUUAUGCUCCGAUUCCACACACAGAGGUGAAGUUUCUGGCUCCUAUGAAAGAGAAAGAAUGCACUGAUGAAAUGAACCACUUGAUCAGAGGAGUGUUUACCAUCAGCCAGCAAGUUACUUUGCUUCUACAAGGAGGCCAGGCACUUCUCACCUUCGAAGAAGAGAAGGUGGCUUCUCAGAUCCUGAAAAUGGCCCACUGCCGGGUGACUUGUGAGGGCUCCUCUCUGGAUGUCAAACCUAAAAGAAUCACCAUGGAAACACCUGUGACGUUUGAGGUCCACCUUGAUAUGUCCAGGAAGGAGCUACAAGUUCUGGAUGUCCCUCCUUCCAUGCCAGAGGAGAGGAUAAAGGACAGACUGGAGAUGAGUUUUUCUAAAAGCAGCCGGGGUGGAGGAGAGGUGGAGAGUGUGGAUUACGAUGAGGAGAGCAGAAAGGGACGCGUGAUAUUUCUACAUCCUGGAGUUGCUGUGGACCUGGCCAUGAGAGGAGAUUACAUCGUUGAUCUAGAACAUGAAGAACACCUGAAGGUUGAACCAACAUAUAGAUAUGAUCUGCAAAAGUUUCAGACAUUUUGUGGUUCUGUAAAACGAACCAUCCUUCUGGACGGCAUUGGGGGUAAAGAAGAUGAGGAGGACCUGCAGGACCACCUUGAAAUCCACUUUCAGAAGCCCAGCAACAGCGGUGGUGAGAUUGAGUGCAUUCGUUACAUCUCCGAGGGCAAGACUCUCCAGGCUUUCUUCUCUGAGGACAAGAUGGACGUGGAGUGAAAUUGUCGUAUCCUCAGUUUGAACGUUUAUUACAUCCUUCUGUAAAAAAAAAAACGGUUGAUCAUUAAAGCUAUCUGAUUGUUUGGCAAAAGUGGAGGGAUUGUUAAGAUGUUUGAGGUGGUUCUUGGUGGAGGAAUUUUUGUUUUUCAAUAAUCAAAAUCUAUUGGAAAUGUAAGUUUUUACACAUUAACUUUGUGAGUUAUUAAAUCAAAGCUGCCUAGUUGUCUCUAUAAACAUAUAAUCAGUAUCACACGCAUCUAAACACCUAGAAAGUCCUGUCACUUCCUGACUGACUGUAGACGCCUAGGGACCAUGUGGAGGGAACUGUCUCUGAGGCUUUUUGGAGAUUUCCCACCAGAGCUCUGUCCUUUUCCACCACUGACCGUAUGUGGUCAGCAGGAUUCAUCUGGCUGAGGGAGAUGUCACUUAUAUGUAAUGCUCUUAGUCUCUUUUCAUGUUUAUUAAAUGCUUCUUGCUGAAUUAAUAAAAUUGUGGAUGUUU